Molecule: messenger RNA, 252 nt
Organism: Prorocentrum cordatum
Lineage: Eukaryota; Dinophyceae; Prorocentrales; Prorocentraceae
Source: the annotation of a GenBank genome assembly
CUGGUCGAGUUAGUGCAGGACACGGACCACGACGCCUGGUUCGCUCGGAAGCGGCCUGGGCUGCCCGGAGGAGCUUCGGGAGAUUUGCGGCUGCUCGGCCAUUUUCUGAACUCUGCUCAGCGACGUGUGCUACCGCUGGCGAAGGCAAUGGGGCUUGUGACGCCUAAGGCGUUCGCUGACUGGCCUCAUCCUGGGCUGGAGGCGACCCAGGAGUUCCUCGAGUCGGUGCUCGAGAACGGCGGGGGCUUGCAG